Jaculus jaculus (lesser Egyptian jerboa) is the source of this 1650-nucleotide messenger RNA. RefSeq names its product ankyrin repeat domain 9 (gene Ankrd9). The transcript has 2 exons. Lineage: Eukaryota; Metazoa; Chordata; Mammalia; Rodentia; Dipodidae. The record is from RefSeq and is a predicted model, not a curated record. Bases 582 to 1556 code for a protein of 324 amino acids. Gene Ontology annotation, molecular function: protein binding.
GGCCUCCGGGAGCUGGGACUUACCCUCGCCGGAGGGCUCCGGCUCCGGGGCCGGGGUCAGGCUGGGCUGGGCUGGACGGGGGCCCAGGGCGGAGGCCGGCUUCAAGCUGGGGUCCGCAGGGUCUGGGGUGAGCACCAAACGGAUCGCAGGGAACCUGGGUUCUGGUCCUCGCUCAGCCUGAGUUGGCGACUGACCUUGGACUAGCUUUGUCCUCCGAGGGCUGCCGAAGAAUGGGCUGGCAUUGCCAGCGUUCUGUGGCGGCCGCGGAGUGGCUGGCAUGCGGCUGUAAAGUGCAGCAGUCUCCGGGGUCGCUUCACCGUCCUGCCUCCUCCUAGGAACUCGGGCCCAACCGGCUGCAAACUUGUUUGUGGAUGAAGGGCCGGAGCCACUCCCCCAUUCCCGUCGCACCGCGCACUGCCAGCCGCAGCCUUCCACGGGCCACCACGUUCUCACUGAUGAAGACGACGAGGCUCAGCGAAGGAAAGUGAAUUCUCACGUUCACGGGACCGGGACACCGGGGUGCAGAGACCAGGUCGGUGUGCGGCCCACGUCUUGAGGCCUGGAGGUGUCGGGACCUCAGCAUGCCCUGGGACGCGCGGCCCGGGGGCGCGGAAGGCGGGCCCGAGGGCGCCGGUGCCGCCCGCCUGCGGGUGCAGAAGCAGUGCCGGAAGUCGUCCUUCGCCUUCUACCAAGCCGUGCGUGACCUGCUGCCCGUGUGGCUGCUCGAGGACAUGCGUGCCAGCGAGGCCUUCCACUGGGACGAGCGCGGGCGCGCCGCCGCCUACUCGCCGUCCGAGGCGCUGCUCUACGCGCUGGUGCACGACCACCAGGCCUACGCGCACUACCUGCUGGCCACCUUCCCGCGCCGCGCGCUCGCCCCGCCCAGCGCCGGCUUCCGCUGCUGCGCCGCGCCGGGCCCGCACGUGGCGCUGGCCGUGCGCUACAACCGCGUGGGCAUCCUGCGACGCAUCCUGCGCACGGUGCGCGACUUCCCGGCCGACGAGCGGACGCGCCUGCUGGACCGGCGAGGCUGCAGCCGCGUGGAGGGCGGCGGCACCUCGCUGCACAUGGCCUGUGAGUUGGCGCGUCCCGAGUGCCUCUUCCUGCUGCUCGGCCACGGCGCCUCACCGGGCCUGCGCGACGGCGGCGGCCUCACGCCGCUGGAGCUGCUGCUACGCCAGCUGGGCCGCGACGCCAGCUCCGUCUCCGCCGCCGUGGAGGACUCCUCCUCUGCUGCCGCCACCGCCACCGCCGCCACCACUCUUGGGGAACCCCGCCAGCGCCGCCUGCUGCUCCUCGACCUGCUGGCGCUGUACACCCCCGCAGGCGCCACAGGCCCGGCUCGCCGUGAGCUGCUGGGAGACCGGCUACGUUGGCAGCGGCUGCUGGGUGAGGACAAGUUCCAGUGGUUAGCGGGCUUGGCUCCACCUUCCCUCUUUGCGAGAGCCAUGCAGGUGCUGGUCACCACCAUCUCACCUGGCCGCUUCCCCGAGGCUCUGGACGAGCUCCCUCUGCCACCCUUCCUGCAGCCCUUGGACCUCACGGGCAAGGGCUAGACACAGGGGUACCCUUGGCACUGGAUUUUGAGGAUGGAACUGUUUUUCAGAGCGUUGUACUUGGCACUUUACAUAUAUUGAUCUCUGCACAGAA